Molecule: messenger RNA, 4402 nt
Organism: Colius striatus (speckled mousebird)
Lineage: Eukaryota; Metazoa; Chordata; Aves; Coliiformes; Coliidae
Gene: CPAP
Product: centromere protein J
Exons: 18
Coding region: 230-4276 (1348 amino acids)
Biological process (GO): centriole elongation; cilium assembly
Cellular component (GO): centrosome; centriole; nucleus
Molecular function (GO): tubulin binding
Source: RefSeq, a predicted model, not a curated record
CGCCGGGCGGCCGUGCGAUGGCGGCAGUCACAGCUUCAAACCUUGUCUCAAAGGAUAAGCCUUUUUUACAGCGGGAGAAGUGAGAACUGGCAUGAACCGGGCUCUUGAGAACGAGGAAGCUUUGAGAAGUUAUUUCCUGAUCAGCAGGUGCUAAAAUUAAGUAAUCAUCCAUAUUAAAUACCUGGAACUUUGGAAGUUUUCCUGUCCUAACACCACGUAACCUAAUGCUAUGUUGAUGCUACAUCAGCAAUUAAAUUGGAAUGCAAUUGACAAGAUGCCAGCUGUUGAAGAUCCCAGUAGCGGACAAAACUUCAUUGGACGUUGGAUGUCUGAUAGUUCCCGUGCCGGAGUCUUACUAGAUCCUUGUUUCACUGGCUUGAAAAUCAACAAAGAAAAUCUGUUACGUGGACCUGAAAAUGUCACAGCUUUCCCUGCACAAGUGUUGCAUCUUUCAGACAGCUGUUCUGUAAGUGAUGACUCCUUAUAUGAAGAGUCUGGCAGCUCUUGUACACUUCAGCAAUAUACCACUGAAACAUCUUCUCCAGCAGCAGCAUGUAACAUAGAAGCCUCUAAACCAGACUUUGUCCAUGGUGGAGUGGAUGGUCAGAAUAAAUCUGAUCACAGUGAUCCACUCUUACAAAAGCUUGAACAGCUGAAGGAGCUGCAGCAACAGAAACAGGAACAGCUAAAGAAACAACAGAUGGAGCAACUUCAAAGACUAAUGGAAGAGCAGCAGAAGCUACUUAGCAUGGUAUCUGGCCAGAGUGCAGAUCCUGGCUCUGCUCUAAUGCCUGAAAGUCAAAAGCUCAGACCUGGGCAUUCAGUGUGUUUAACGACUUUGCACCAGUUGCCAUCUCCUGGGUAUCAGAACAUCUUUGAAGACAGAGCUUCUUCUCCUGUGGCUUCUCCACAUAUGCAAGGCAGUGAUUUUUUACAGAAGUUAAGCAACAAAGAAUGCACCUCAUCUUUGAAGAACAGUCUUUCAAGAGUGUCUGCCUGUGAGAGACAAGGAAAAAGGAUGUUGUGUCCAGAACAAAAGAUGGAAACAUUAAUGGAGGAUGAAGAUGAUCCCAGUGACCCUGUAUGUGUGGACAGUGCAAAUCUCUCUGAAAAUUCCAGUGGAGGAAAAGAUUUGUGGACUAACACAGAGGAAAGACCCAUUAAAGCUGCAAUUCAGGAGAAGAAGCAGACAUUUGAAGAAUUCCUGGAAGAACAGAUACGACUAGAAGAGCAGCGUCUGGAGCAAAACCAGAAGCAGGAGACAAAUGGAUCAUCCAUUCAAAAACCAGUGAUCAAGCGACCCUUCCUGAGAAGAGGAGAAGGCUUAACGAGGUUCACUAAUGCCAAAUCUAAAAUGACAAAACUUGGAGAACACACCCCAAAACUUCCACAAAGGCCUUCAGAUGACAGAAAUGUUAUUAAAGUGGGCAGAUCACAAAUACAGAGGAAAACUCUGGCUCCUGGCAAAGAACUGGUUUCUGAGAAACCUUUUGCACCAUGUAAAAAAUACAACCACAGUGCCAAAGCCAAACCCUGUCCGAUUCAGAAGACUUUGGUACUCAGGAAUCGCAAUGGAAAAAACAUCUUGCCGUUAGAAACAAGAACACGACCAGCAAAAAGUCAUGAUGGACAGAUGAGAGAUUCUUUCCCAUCAGAAGUUAGCAACAAAAUAGAAAAUAAAGAGAACUUAAUAGAGUUUGCUACAUCUAAUGCUGGCAAAAUUGGAAACAUGCUGCCUGGCGCAGAGAAGCCUCCCUUGCCUCAUGAACUGGCCAGUGCCUUUUCUAAUUUCAAGUGUCCUCUAGGCCUCCCUGUGAAAGAUUCAGAACAGUCUUUUGAAGUUUCAUUUCAGAAUAAGCUGGAAAGCUGGGAAAAAGAAAAAGAAAAAGAGAAUCUAGAAUUAGAUGAGUUUUUGUUUCUGGAGCAAGCUGCAGAUGAAAUAUCUUUCUCAAGUAACUCCUCAUUUGUGCAAAGGAUCUUGGAUCAAGAUCAACAAACUUUAAAAGGCCGUAGAAUGUCUUCUACCCCUAUUAAGGCAAAACAGCAGCAAGUAAAGGAACUGGCUGUUGAGCUUAUAAACAAGAAAAAUAAAAAGGCAGAGCAUAUGACACAGGGAAAUACAAAUGAUAGAGCAGUUAUGGAUAUAGUCUCAAAUUCAGGAACAGCUGUCAGAGUGAAGGAUCCAUCGACUAGAACAGGCAGUGCAGUAUUUCCAGUUUCUUCCGUGACAGCAGCUCCUGCUUUGAAAAGUGAUCAGUGGAUUAUAAAUGAAGACAAGGGUGAGAGCAGUGAUGAUACCAAUACAGAUUCCGAGAGUGAAUUUGAGACCACAUUCAAGCAGGAAAAUGAAGACGUCAAGGCACCCUUUGGAAGCCACAGAGACAGUGACCCAGAAUUUUUUGAUUAUGGAGUGUCUGUUACAGACGUCAGCAAAGAAAGGAAAGAUGGAGAUGCUGGCCUUGGCUUGUCAGACCAAGAUUGCAGUGUACUGUCACAGCAAAAGAUUAGAAAAGCUUCAGAGCAUCAGAGAGGCGUGUCUUGUGUAAGCAGGAGGAAGUUUGAGUUUGAUGAUGAGAGAACAUGGAGUGAUCUUGAUGAAAAUUACGUCAAUGGUGAUUUACCUGAAAAAUACCCUGAAAUACCUUUGCAGCCAGACGGUUCGAGUAAGAAUGAUACAACUGUCCCAGAUAAAGCAAGAACGAGAAAAGUUGCCUCAAAAUGGGGAGAUGAGAUGACCAAAGAGUCUGCAGUGGACAGUGCUUCAUAUGAACCUCCUGUAUCCAACCUGAUGGUGAAACUGUUUCCUUCCCUGAAGGCGAAGCAGAAGGCGAGCUGCCACGUAGAGCCUGAGGUCAGAUCAACCGUGACACAGGUGCCAGGAAGGGAGAGAACAGCCACUGGAAGCACUGUUCCAUCCCAGGUACUGAGGGAGAAACUCAGUGAAUUGGAAACUGAAAUAGCGAGAUUCAGAGCUGAGAACAUCACUCUAAGCAAACUGCGUGAGGAACGAGAGCACGCCUUGGCAACUAUCAGGAAGGAAAUUGCAGACUUUCAACAGCAAAAAGUCCAAGAACUGGCUGAAAUAGAAGAAUAUAAAAAAAAGGAAAUGAAGAAACUGCAAAAGGAGCGUAAAGUUUUUGAAAAAUACACCACAGAAGCCAGAGCAAUUCCAGAUAAAAAAGAACGUGAUGAAAUUCAGGCUUUAAAACAGCAGGUUGCAGAGUUACAGGAAGACUUGAAACGAAAAGAGGCAAAAUGGUCAACCACCCAUCGACGCCUGAAAGAUCACAUAGAAGCUUUAGUAAAUGAGAAUCUGGAGCUCAAAGAGGAAGUCAAAAUUAUGGAAAGGUUUCGUCUAGAAGCCUGGAAGAAAGUAGAAGCUGCUGGAAACAAGAGGAAAACAGAAAAUUCCGGAAUGACUCUAAAAAGAGCAGAAUCUUGCCGACCAAACAGAGGCAUAAAAAGUCAAACUGCAUCUCUGCUUCUUCCAGUACAGAAGUGCAGCAAGAUAAAUGGCACCAGCUCCUCGCAGGCAAAAGGAAAUCCUUCUGGAACACCUGCAUCAGGAGCUGCUAGUGAGAGACACACCUCUGAGACAGUGACUGCACUAGAAGAUUCUUCUAAGACUUUCAUGGUAGAUGCCUCUCCAAAUGAAGCUCAGAAGUCCGCACCAGCUGGCCCUGCAUACACAGAUGGGGAAGAGGUACAGAGAGAAACUGCUUAUCCUGAUGGAAAGGUUGAAAAGGUUUUGAAAAAUGGCUGUCACCUCAUCUUUUUCCCCAAUGGGACAUGGAAAAAAGUGGGUUCUGAUGGGAAGACCGUAACUAUAACCUUCUUCAACGGGGAUGUGAAGCAGGUUCUGCCUGAUCAAACUGUGAUCUAUUAUUAUGCUGAUGCUAAGACUACACACACCACAUAUGCUGAUGGCUUAGAGGUCUUGCAGUUUUCAAAUGGGCAAAUAGAGAAGUACUAUCCUGAUGGCAAGAAAGAAAUCACCUUCCCUGAUCAAACCAUUAAAAAUCUGUUUACGGAUGGGCAAGAAGAAAGCAUCUUCCCAGACGGGACUAUCGUCCGUAUCCAGCGAGAUGGAAGCAAAACUAUUGAGUUCAAUAAUGGCCAGAGAGAACUACACACCUCACAGUUCAAGAGACGUGAGUAUCCUGACGGGACUGUCAAGACUGUGUACGUGGAUGGACAGCAGGAAACCAAGUAUGUCUCUGGGAGGGUAAGGGUGAAGGACAAGGACGGCAACGUUAUCAUGGACACCAAGGUGUAGGUAGUGCCAAAGCUGCUGGAGUGAGCUGCUGGCACACCGACAGAAAUAGGCAUUGCUGUAAACAAGAAGUAUCUUUAAGCUUGUUGUGUAUAUACUGUUUAUAGUUUUCCUGAAAUAAAUGUAUUU